Podarcis raffonei (Aeolian wall lizard) is the source of this 1790-nucleotide messenger RNA. It is a transcript of the gene SH3BP5, whose product is annotated as SH3 domain binding protein 5. The record is from RefSeq and is a predicted model, not a curated record. Gene Ontology annotation, biological process: negative regulation of protein tyrosine kinase activity; intracellular signal transduction. Gene Ontology annotation, molecular function: protein kinase inhibitor activity. Bases 319 to 1596 code for a protein of 425 amino acids. Gene Ontology annotation, cellular component: cytoplasm. Lineage: Eukaryota; Metazoa; Chordata; Lepidosauria; Squamata; Lacertidae. The transcript has 9 exons.
AUGCCUGGGUGUCAGCGAGCGCCGCUUGGCGACGGCAGCCGCUGAUGCUGCAAGCCAGGGGGCGAGGCGCGUUUCCUUUCGUCCUCGCCUAACGGAGCGGCGGCUGGCGACGAGCGAGGCGCGCAAAGCGCAGGCGGCGAGGGGGGCGGCUGCUGUUGCUGCUGCAAACUCCCCUUCUCCUUACCCCGGAGGAUACCGAAGACCCUCGGCAGCGAAGGAAAAAGAAAGCCACAACAGCUGCAGCUCAGAAGGAUCAGCCAGAUCCUCCCUCCUUGGGCACAGAAGUCUCUCCCCCCCCCCCACGUCGCCGCCAACAACAUGGAUCCUACAACCCGGAGGACCAAGGCGGAGGACGCCGAGCAGCUCCCGCAGCAGCCGGAAGAAGAGGAAGAAGUGGAUCCCAGGAUCCAGGGGGAACUAGAAAAGUUGAAUCAAUCCACAGAUGCUAUCAAUCGGAGAGAAACAGAACUCGAGGAUGCGCGCCAGAAAUUCCGCUCCGUCCUGGUUGAGGCUACAAUAAAACUUGAUGAGCUAGUGAAGAAGAUUGGGAAAGCUGUCGAAGACUCGAAACCCUACUGGGAAGCUCGGAGGGUUGCCAGGCAGGCACAGUUGGAAGCUCAGAAAGCAACCCAGGAUUUUCAGAGAGCAACGGAGGUCCUCCGAGCUGCGAAAGAGACCAUUUCCCUUGCUGAGCAGAGGCUGCUGGAAGAUGACAAGCGUCAGUUUGAUUCUGCCUGGCAGGAGAUGCUCAACCACGCCACUCAGAGGGUCAUGGAAGCAGAGCAGACGAAAACCCGAAGUGAGCUGGUGCACAAGGAGACGGCUGCCAAAUACAACGCGGCCAUGGGCAGGAUGAAACAGCUGGAGAAGAAGCUCAAAAGGACCAUAAAUAAAUCCAAGCCUUACUUCGAACUCAAGGCGAAGUAUUAUGUACAAUUAGAGCAAUUGAAGAAGACCGUAGACGAUCUGCAAGCAAAGUUGGCGUUGGCCAAAGGCGAAUACAAGACAGCUUUGAAAAACUUGGAGAUGAUCUCCGAUGAGAUCCACGAGAGGCGGCGAGCCUCAUCUAUGGGGCCCAGGGGAUGCGGCGUGGGGGCUGAAGGCAACAAUGCGUCGGCAGAAAACCUUUCCGUGUGCAAAUUAGAGCCGGAUAAUAUCUCCAUGGCUUCGGAAGUAUUUGAGGACGACACCUGCAACAGCCUAGUGUCCGAAGACGACUCUGAGACCCAGUCCGUAUCCAGUUUCAGCUCUGGCCCGACAAGCCCUUUUGAGACGCCAUCUCAGUUUCUCCCCGUGGCACGGCCUAGAAGCCUGGAUCUGUCCAGCCCCAUCUCGCUGUCUGAAUUUGGCAUCUUUCCUCUACUAGGACCUCGCAGUGAAUGCAGCGGGGCUUCCUCUCCUGAAUGUGAAAUUGAAAGGGGGGACAGAGCAGAAGGGGCAGAGAACAAGGCCCUCGACAAAGCAAACAAGAACCGGAACAGCCACUCCUCUUCCAGUGGCCCCACGUUGGACAACCGGAUGAAGCAGCUGUCCCUCCAAUGCCUGAAAGUCAAAGAUGGGAUCUGCGCAGACAGAAAAGUAGUGCAAAUCGGCUGAAGUCGACGUCCCCUCGGAGCGGAGGAGGAACCUCUCGAUUAAUUUAUACAAACUUCUCUUCUGCCUGCCAGAAGAACCUUGUGCCAAUAACUAUUUAAUACAUGCCAAAUCUUUUAAGCAUUUACUCUUUAGGAAAAACUGCGCUGAGAGUUCCAUCGGUGUUGAGGGCUGAGGUAUGUGUUUCCGCAUUUUUA